This is a messenger RNA of Trematomus bernacchii (emerald rockcod), 2247 nucleotides long. RefSeq names its product zinc finger BED domain-containing protein 1-like. The transcript has 2 exons. NCBI's taxonomy places the organism in Eukaryota, Metazoa, Chordata, Actinopteri, Perciformes, Nototheniidae. Gene Ontology annotation, molecular function: DNA binding; protein dimerization activity. The record is from RefSeq and is a predicted model, not a curated record. The coding region runs from base 152 to 2047 and encodes 631 amino acids.
UGUGAAGACCCGCCCCUACUCUGAUUGGUAGGUUUCAGCACGAGGAGUGAGAUGGGGUGGGUCUUAACGGAAUACACGCGAGAGAGAAGCCAAGCCAUAACAAGUGGUGGUAUAGGACAGAUAGACGUCCCACGUGUUUUGCGGAUAGAUAAUGAGCCAAACGCGAAAACGCAGCAGCAUUUGGAUGCACUUUAAACAAAAUCCAGGCAGUGAUAAAGCGGAGUGCACCAUUUGUAAAGGAAAAAUAUCAUUUAAAGCAGGGUCAACCAAUAAUCUUCAUCGCCACUUAAAAACACAGCAUCCGACGGUGCAAGUGGCCGAGCUGAGACAACAAGGUUCCAAUAAUAAUGACGGAGACGGCGCCAGUGCUUCUGCUGAAACCCCGACCACAUCAAGUCAGUCAUCAUCUGAAACUACCAAUAGGCCUACAUUAGUGCCUGGCCAGGCACCAAGCUCUCAUAGAACCACUGGCACAAUACCUAAAACAAAACAGACUCAUCUCCACAGUUAUGUAGCACCUGUCAUAACCCCAAUGAGACAAGGUAAGAUAGAUGAAGAGCUUGUUAAAAUGAUUGCAACUGACUUCCAGCCAUUCAGUAUUGUGGAAGACAAAGGAUUCAAGCGAUACAGCAAUGCUCUCAACCCUUCCUACAGUCUUCCAUCAAGGAAGACAGUAUCCCAGACAAUUGCAAACAUGUAUCAGAGAGAAGCAGCAUCACUGAAGGAAAAGGUGUCUAAACUGUCAGCAGUUUGCUUAACCGUAGACUGUUGGACAUCAAGGGCUACAACCUCAUUUAUGGCAGUAACAUGCCACUUCAUUGAAGAUUUCAAGAUGUCCUCCUGCCUAUUGGACUGUUUUGAAUUUAGUGAACGGCACACAGCAGACAAUCUGGCCAAAAAGCUUCUCAAUGUUGCAAAAGAUUGGAAAGUGGAAGGUAAAGUGGUUUGCUGCGUAACUGACAAUGCUGCUAACAUUACAAAGGCUAUACAAAUAGCAAAAUGGACCCACCUUCCAUGCAUGGCACAUACUAUCAAUUUGAUUGCCAGAGAUUCCCUCAAAGGCCUAAAACCCAUUCUGGAUAAAGUGAAAGAGGUGGUGGAAUACUUUCACAGGAGCACAGUGGGUGCAGAAAAACUGAAGGCCACUCAAAACCAAAUGGGGAUGGCAGAGCUACGACUCAAACAGGACUGCAUCACAAGAUGGAACUCUACAUAUGACAUGUUGAAGAGUUUUCUGAAAUCCAAGGAUGCCAUUAUCUCCACCCUGGCCAUCACAAAUGCAUCAGUCAGCCCUCUAUCCCAAGAAGAAUGGAGCAUACUGCAGGAGGUGUGCACUAUCCUGGAGCCCUUUCAAGAAGUCACUGUUGAGAUCAGUGCAGAAAGCUACGUGACCGCCUCAAUGGUAAUAUUGCUGGCAAAGGGACUGCAGAAAGUCACAGUCAGCCGCCAGGGAAGUGCAACAACACAACAAGCAUCAGAUUUGGGGAACUCGCUAUGUGCAAACAUGGCAAGUAGAUUCCUCAGAAUGGAAUAUAACCACACCCUUGGAGAUGCUACGGCACUUGACCCAAGAUUCAAAAAGGUGGCAUUCGGGGAUGCCAGAGCUGCAGAUGAGGCUUUCCAGAGAAUAGCAACUGCAGCAGGAAGAGUCACUCUCAGCAGCAGCGAACCCAGCCAGCAACCAGAUCAACAGGAAGGAGCAGGCAGUGCUGCAGAAGGAUCAGUUGUUUGGAGGUAUUUCCAUGACCGUGUCGCUGGUGCAGUGUCAACAAGGAAUCCCACAGCAGAUGCCAUCAUGGAGGUGCGGUCUUACCUAGAGGAGCCUCUUCUUCCAAAAUCCUCAGAUCCUCUUAAGUGGUGGGAAAGUCGAGCCACCUUAUACCCCAGGCUCACCAAGCUCAUGGCUGAAAGGCUUUGCAUUGUGGCAACGUCAGUUCCGUCAGAGAGAAUAUUCUCGAAGACUGGACAAAUAGUAUCAGAGAGGAGAAAUCGCCUUAAGCCCUCAAAAGUGAGGGAACUUGUUUUCCUUAAUGCAAAUUUGCCAUAGAUGAUGGCAUAAUGCAUGCUCAAGCAGCAAGCAGGCCAUAGGCCAGGAGCAGCUCAUCUCCUGUUUUUGACAAAGCAGCUCACAGAUUUUUCUCUAUUUUAUUUUACUCUGUUUUUAUAAUACUUUAAAUAUUGUUCAGAAGUAGUUUUCCUAUUUAUUCCUAAAUGUUUUUGGUGUUGUUCGAUUUGCAAUAAAAUAUG